AUGGUUCUAUACAUAGACUUUGAUCUACCAUGUCUAUCCGAUGAUCCAUCUGGCGAUGAAGGCGACAAUCUUCGGGAGACUUCCCUUGCUGAUGCUGGGCUAGACUCUGCCCGACCGAACCAGACAAUUCACCCUCGCAUCCACGUCUCUCAGGACGGCAAGGAUCCUCAGGAGCGGGCCAAGCGCACAAACGGGUUCCUGCGGGGACGUGGAUAUAGCGGGAGAUGA
Messenger RNA from Penicillium subrubescens, 228 nucleotides. RefSeq lists its product as uncharacterized. Bases 1 to 228 code for a protein of 75 amino acids. The transcript has a single exon. The record is from RefSeq and is a predicted model, not a curated record. Lineage: Eukaryota; Fungi; Ascomycota; Eurotiomycetes; Eurotiales; Aspergillaceae.